UCCCAUCCCCAAUUCCAAUUUAAUUAAUUUCCCAUCCCCACCGCAACAAAACAAAACAAUAAUCAUUCCCUUCAUUAAACAAUACAAAGAUUGGCCAGCCACACCAUAAAUAAACAACCAAAGAUGUGAAGAAACCAAUACAUAAUCCAAAAGAAAAAAAAAAAACAAACCUCUGUUGAUUUUCUAUCUUCCUAGCCAAAAAAUGGAAAGUGAAGAAGAAAUGAAUGCAAGAGAUUAUGUUAAUGGCAGCAAAAUUAAUCACAAUUCAAAAGAGAAAGUAGAAGAAAAAGAUAAAGAAGAAGAAGAAGAAGAAGAAGAAGACGAAUCGCCGAUUGAAGAAGUCCGGCUGACGGUGACGAAUACGGACGACCCGACCCUGCCCGUAUGGACUUUCCGGAUGUGGUUCUUGGGGCUCCUCUCCUGCGCACUGCUCUCUUUCCUCAACCAAUUCUUCGCCUACCGUACGGAGCCCUUAGUGAUAACCCAGAUCACAGUUCAGGUCGCGACCCUACCCAUCGGCCACUUCCUGGCGGCGGUGCUGCCCCGGCGGAAAUUCCGGAUAGGGUCGUGGGGAGAGUUUAGCUUGAACCCGGGCCCGUUUAACAUGAAGGAGCACGUGCUGAUAUCCAUAUUCGCGAAUGCGGGUAGUGCUUUCGGAAACGGGUCGGCCUAUGCCGUCGGAAUAGUUACUAUUGUGAAGGCCUUUUACGGGAGGAGUAUUUCGUUCUUGGCUGGAUGGUUGCUCAUCGUUACCACCCAGGUACUGGGAUACGGUUGGGCUGGACUCCUAAGGAAGUACGUUGUGGAGCCUGCCCAUAUGUGGUGGCCGGGCACUCUCGUCCAGGUCUCCCUCUUCCGGGCCUUGCACGAAAAGGACAAGCAAGGAAUGUCACGAGCGAAGUUCUUCCUGAUAGUCCUAAUCUGCAGCUUCUCCUGGUACCUUCUCCCCGGCUACCUCUUCUCCACCCUCACCAGCCUCUCAUGGAUCUGCUGGGCCUACCCUAACUCCGUCACCGCCCAGCAGAUCGGCUCCGGCAUGAGGGGCCUCGGCCUCGCCGCCCUAACCCUAGACUGGACCGCCGUCGCCUCCUUCCUCAUGAGCCCCCUCAUCACCCCCUUCUUCGCCAUUAUGAACAUCUUCGCAGGCUACUUCCUCAUCAUCUACAUUGUUCUCCCCGCCUGCUACUGGGGAUUCGACCUCUUCGGGGCUCAGAAAUUCCCCAUUUUCUCCUCCCACUUGUUCACCUCCGACGGCCAGAAGUACAACAUAUCCGCCAUUGUUAACCACAAGUUCGAGCUGGAUUUGCAGAGCUAUGAGCAGCAGGGACGGAUUCAUCUCAGCAUGUUUUUUGCACUCACUUAUGGUUUUGGGUUCGCCACCAUCGCGUCCACUCUGACGCACGUCGGCUGCUUCUAUGGCAGGGAAAUAUACAGGAGAUAUGUAGCGUCGUACAAGGAGAAGGAGGACGUUCACACGAGGCUUAUGAGGAGAUACAAGGAUAUACCCUUGUGGUGGUUUUACAUACUGUUGGGACUCACCCUUGCAGUUGCCUUAGUUUUGUGCAUUGUGUUGAACGACCAAAUUCAGAUGCCCUGGUGGGGGCUUGUCUUUGCCAGCGCCAUGGCCUUCCUUUUCACCCUCCCAAUCAGCAUCAUCACAGCCACAACAAACCAGACGCCUGGUCUGAAUAUAAUAACGGAGUAUGUGAUGGGGAUGAUAUAUCCGGGAAGACCAAUCGCGAACGUGUGCUUCAAAACGUACGGCUACAUGAGCAUGAGCCAGGCAGUCUCUUUCCUCAGCGAUUUCAAGCUCGGUCAUUACAUGAAGAUCCCUCCCAGAUCGAUGUUCAUCGUCCAGUUCUUAGGGACAAUUAUAGCGGGAACUGUGAACAUCAGCGUGGCCUGGUGGCUGCUGAACUCCAUCGCCAACAUCUGCCACGACGACGUUCUCCCGGCGGACAGCCCCUGGACGUGCCCCGGCGACCGAGUGUUCUUCGACGCGUCGGUGAUAUGGGGCCUGGUGGGGCCCAGGAGAAUCUUCGGAAGCGAAGGGAACUACAGCUCCAUGAACUGGUUUUUUCUCGGAGGUGCUGUGGGCCCCAUUGUUGUCUGGCUCUUCCACAAGGCCUUCCCCAAACAUACCUGGAUUCCGUUGAUCAAUCUUCCCGUCCUUUUCGGGGCCACCGGAGCGAUGCCUCCCGCCACGCCUUUGAAUUACAACGCCUGGAUAUUAACCGGCACCAUUUUUAACUUCUUCGUUUUCCGGUACCGGAAGCGGUGGUGGCAGAGGUAUAAUUACAUUCUCUCCGCCGCGUUGGACGCCGGCGUGGCGUUCAUGGCGGUGGCGCUGUACUUCUCGCUCAGCAUGGAGAAUAGAAGCGUUGAUUGGUGGGGCACGCAAGGGGAGCACUGUAAGUUCGCCACGUGUCCCACUGCCAAGGGCAUUCGGGUUGAUGACUGUCCGGUGUACUAGCUUAUCCUGCCUUGACAGCUGGCAAUGAAUCGAUCCGGAUUGAGUUGAAUAUCGGAUUAAAUCACUCAACUCUAAUUUGUUUAUUAUCGUUUCAAAUUCGUAUUAUUAUGUUGAAUUCGUAUUAAUCCGUAUAAAUCUAAUAUUUUUGGCUGAA
Molecule: messenger RNA, 2627 nt
Organism: Andrographis paniculata
Lineage: Eukaryota; Viridiplantae; Streptophyta; Magnoliopsida; Lamiales; Acanthaceae
Product: oligopeptide transporter 4-like
Exons: 5
Coding region: 203-2473 (756 amino acids)
Biological process (GO): transmembrane transport
Molecular function (GO): oligopeptide transmembrane transporter activity
Source: RefSeq, a predicted model, not a curated record